Molecule: messenger RNA, 1119 nt
Organism: Saxophila tyrrhenica
Lineage: Eukaryota; Fungi; Ascomycota; Dothideomycetes; Mycosphaerellales; Extremaceae
Exons: 4
Coding region: 1-1119 (372 amino acids)
Source: RefSeq, a predicted model, not a curated record
AUGAAUCCACUCAUUGCAACGUUCCUGACCUUCGGCCUAACAGCUGCCUCUUACUCCUGCAUCGACUUCGAUGUCCCAUUAACCUUCAAUGCCUCAUAUUUCCCUCCCAGCUUUCCGAAAUUCGAGAACCAUUACCAGAGCGCCGCCUUCCUCACCGGACUCACCGCACGCAAUGCUGCCGACGGCCCGUCUCCAAUCGGCGAUGCUGUCAACACCACCGUCGAAGCGACGAUUGCUGCUCACUACUGCACGCCGGACGGUGCAAAGCCAACAACUGUACAGAUCCUGACCCACGGUCUCGGCUUUGACCAUUCGUACUGGCACUUUGGUGGUCAUGGCAGCAAGUACAAUUAUGUCAAGGUUGCUACUGCUGCUGGAUACGCUACGCUUUCGUAUGACAGGCUGGGGAAUGGCAAGUCGAGUAUCGGGGGCCCUUAUACGAUCCAGCAGCUCGGGCCUGAGACGGGUGUGUUGGUCGCUUUGACGACUCUGCUCCGUGAGGGUGGGCUCUCGAAGCCUGCUGGGAAGAAGAUUGCUGUGCCGAAGAAGGUCGUUCAUGUCGGCCACUCCUUCGGCUCCGCCAUCACUAACGUCCUCGCCGCCAUUGCCCCCACGCUCUCCGACACCAUCGUCCUGACCGGCUAUAGCACGGAUCUGACCUACAGCAUCAACUUCGCCGCCGCGACAAGCUUCCACCUCGCGAUCGAGAACCAGCCAAAACGGUUCGCAGCGUACAAGAACAAGGGCUGGAUCACUUGGGCCGACGAACUCGUGAACCAGUACGGCUUCUUCCACUAUCCCGCGUUCGAUCCCGAGGUGCUGGCGACGGCCGAGGCGACCAAGUUCCCGUUUGCGAUUAUGGAGCUUAUCACAAACUCGCCGACGAAGGCGCCUGCGUGGACGGGUCCGGCGCUGCUGAUUACCGGCGAGUACGAUGAGAUCUUCUGCGGGAGCUGGUGUCACGGGGUCUUGCACAAAGCGAAGCCGUACUUUAAGAAUGCCAGUCCAUUCGAGACGUACAUCCAGCCCGACACUGGCCAUGGCAUGAACUUGCACCACAAUGCGACCGGCUUCUUCAACGUUGUCAACAACUUUCUCGACGAGAACGUCGGCGCUUGA